Ectocarpus sp. CCAP 1310/34 is the source of this 2949-nucleotide messenger RNA. The record is from the annotation of a GenBank genome assembly. Lineage: Eukaryota; Phaeophyceae; Ectocarpales; Ectocarpaceae.
GUAUACCCAGCGGCGUCAACAAUUUUUUUCAUGUACCCACUUAUGUCUUUAUUUUGACCCACUUUUGUCCAAAUUGUACCCACUUGUGUCCACUUACGGACGGCGGAAAUCGAGCGGAAAUCGACCUCCACGUCACCGCACGGCACAACAUCGAUAGCCUCGGAACGUCUCCGAACCUCCCAACUCCGUAUCCAUGGCAUCUUCCCUAUCCAUGGCUGCCGACUGCGGACCGACUGCGGAGGAACAUGUCAGAAACAUUCCAGGCCCCUUCGGUACCGGCACGGGAGUAUACCAGGCACGGGAAGAUGCUCACGGCAAGCCCGGCAACAAGCAACGCACUAACGGCACGCCACAAAUAAAUGUGUGGCACACAACGGACAACCUGCCCGACCUUGGGGGUGCUCACAACCUACCCCCAAGGUAGUGGGAUGGAAAUGGUCCAGAUGGUAGCAGAGGGAGUUACAUGUAAUUCUGCGCUGUCGAGACCAUAAGUUGGUGCUAAAAAGCAAGACCUUCAGGUACCCAACAGUCAGAUGUCAACCACCGAGUAUCCUGGCAGACCCUGGGAACCACAUCAUAACAAUUGUCAUACCAAAGCAGCUCUACCAAAGAGAUGGCGCGGACAAAAGGAUACCAUGACGACCCAAAUGAUGAUCCCGAGAGAGUAACAACCAUAGACAUAACUAGUAAUAUUACCGAAUUGGACUCUUCCCAAUCGGUGGAGAUUUACCGAAAGCUCGGUGCACAGAUGCGUUCACUACGAGGCGAGUCUGCCGUGUGUUCUGCUCGAUUCAGCCGUCACGGCGCGCCAUUCACGACUUCCAGAUUCGCUCUGCGCGCUGCGGUAUCGCUGAACAAAGCUGGGUUGCGGGGGGUCGCCCGUUCAUUUCGCAAGACACUCGCUUUCGAAUCUUCGGAGGGGUUGCUGGAAACGUGGACUUUUUUUUGUGCUCGCUCGCGCAGAUACAUAAGCGCUUUUUUCUUGCAGCAUGUGGCUUGCCAGAGUGUUUGGGUACAAGCGCGCCGCCUGCGGCCUCGAGCUUCGACGUGGUGGCAGAGUUUCGUCCGCCUGAAGUCGUCGACCGGAAUUUCCGGUGACGUCACACAUACUUUCGCCAACAUAAGGGUUCCGUCUCUUUGGCUGAACGUCGGAAAUCGGCCCAGCCGCGCGUGUUCAGCCCACAGGAAUACGUUUUUAAAAAAAAUUGGGUGUGGCGUGCUACUUUUCUGCGCCGGUGCCAUCCCGCACCCUUUGGGCUACGGAGUACAUCUCCGUGCUGAGCUUUCGUGUGGGUGUGUUUGGGUCCGGUGCUGGAUCUUCACGCAUGGAAUGCGGAGAGUCAUUCAAAAUUUUAGGCGGGUGUCGACUGCAAAGAGCACGCUUUAUGGGAAUUCGGUUCUUCUCAUGGAAUAGUGCCUGUUCCGAUGCGGCGUAACCUCAGGUGCGGCGUAACUACAUGUAACGCAUUGUCUGAAUUUGAUCGCGGAUAAUUUGAAUUUUGACGUGUUAUCACUGUAUCUGCUGCUCGGAAUGCGGCGAAACGGAGCCUUGAUUGUUGACGGACUCUCGAUUAAUUUGAUGUUUGGGGCGUGCCUUGACUGUAAGUAACGUUUCAUCUUCGUGCGCGUUCUAAGCAUAAAUAUCAGCUAUGAAGAAGCAUAAAUAUCUGCUGCUCUGAAUGCGGCCUAAUUGCUGAAUAAAACGUAACGCUUCGUCUUUAUCACGAAGAACGGAUGGGUCGCCCCGCCCCCACUAAAUCAUUCCCUCCAGCUUCCACCUUUACUACAAGUUUCGCACCCCGGAGUGAAAAUGUUCUCUGGGUCUCCUGCCAAAAAGAUCAAAUCUUCCUCCUCAACCUCGAAGCGUAAGUUUAUAGCCGGCAAUCCUCUUUGGCCUUGCCCAAGCAUCGUCUGCGUUCCCGGACUUCUGAAGGCGGUCCCCAAAACCAACGGAGGCCUUUUUUCGCCGUGCGAUCAGAAGGACUCCCAAGACUCCACCACCUGCCAGGUUUCCUGCUCUAUACUCAGCGCUCGCGGGUCUGACCCUCCUAUCUGCCAGCUCUGCUUGACUUCCGUUGGAGGAACUCCGUCUCUCGGUGUGCUUUCGGGGGAGAAGAACUCUCAGGGCCGCGACGAGUGGCUGAAUAUUCACGCCUGUUGGACGAUCUGCUGCGGGGCGAAGACCUCCGACGGAGAAAAAUACAAGAACGCCACGCUCGCCACCGGCGACAUCGUUGGGCGCGCCUGCAAGUGCUCAAACCCGGCAUCCGACGUUGAGGACAUCACCCACGGCUGCACCGGCGAAAUCGAGGAAGGAGACUACGUCGUCAAGGACUGGAUCGACCCACCGCUUCACCUUCACUGCGCCAAGCGACUGUGGCGCGCCAAGGUCGACGAGAUCCUCACUUCCAAACAAAACCUCAAGGACAUCGGCACGACCGCCCAGAAGGAAAGCGCGCAGCCUUCGGCGCCGGCCAUCGACCUCUAAAGAUGGACCCUUCAUCUGCACAAGGCGCGCCUUUGACCUACGACGAACUCAUCGUCGAGGCGGAACACGUCAACGACUACCAAUACAAUGAAGUUCUCCUCCUUCGCGAAUACGAAGAAGAACAGACGCAAUUUGAAAUAUACUGCCAAGAUAUGUGGCGUUGGUUUCAAAAUUAUGUGCCGUCGUGGGCACCUUUCAACUAGACCACGACUUUGUUCGUGGAAUGCAGGAAUAGUGCUUAGACACAGUAUUUGUUGCAGGAUCUAUACCCAAAAUUAUGGCGUUGAUUUCAGAAUAGUUGUGCCAUCGUGGGAACCUUUCAGCUAGACCACGAACUUUGUUCGUGAACUUUGUUAUUAGAAUGCAGGAAUAGAGUGUCCUGCUUUUGUUGCAGGCUCUUUAUUACCAUUCGUCGGCACCUUUCAGCUAUAGACCACGAACUUUCAUCGUUCAAUGUAAGA